This is a messenger RNA of Onychostoma macrolepis, 3421 nucleotides long. RefSeq names its product sec1 family domain containing 1 (gene scfd1). Lineage: Eukaryota; Metazoa; Chordata; Actinopteri; Cypriniformes; Cyprinidae. Gene Ontology annotation, cellular component: cytosol; Golgi membrane. Bases 103 to 1788 code for a protein of 561 amino acids. Gene Ontology annotation, molecular function: syntaxin binding. Gene Ontology annotation, biological process: endoplasmic reticulum to Golgi vesicle-mediated transport; intracellular protein transport. The transcript is spliced from 21 exons. The record is from RefSeq and is a predicted model, not a curated record.
AGAUGUGUGCACAUCAGUGUCAGCGCGCGCGUUCUUGUUCGCAGACAGCGCUUCGGCGGUUGCCACGUCACCCUCACAGUCGUCACUGCAUAAACAGUAAAGAUGGCGGCCUCCAUCCGGGAAAAACAGACAGCUGCUCUGAAGCGAAUGCUCAACUUCAAUGCCCCACCAUUGAAAAACACAACAGCUGAGCCGGUAUGGAAGGUUCUUAUUUACGAUCGCUUCGGCCAAGACAUUAUAUCUCCCCUGCUGUCUGUGAAAGAGUUACGGGACAUGGGCAUCACUCUGCACCUCUUGUUGCACUCAGAUCGCGACCCCAUUCCAGAUGUUCCUGCCAUUUACUUUGUAAUGCCCACAGAGGAGAACAUUGACAGGAUAUGUCAAGAUCUCCGAAACCAACUAUACGAGUCCUACUAUUUGAACUUCAUCUCUGCAAUCUCCAGAAGCAAGUUGGAGGACAUAGCAAGUGCUGCUCUAGCAGCUAAUGCUGUAAACCUGGUGACCAAAGUAUUUGAUCAGUAUUUGAACUUCAUCACACUUGAAGAUGAUAUGUUCAUUCUCUGCAACCAAAACAAAGAACACAUCUCCUACCACGCAAUCAAUAAACCAGAUAUCAUGGACACAGACAUGGAGGCCAUAAUGGACACAAUAGUGGAUAGUCUCUUCUGCUUUUUUGUCACUCUUGGUGCUGUCCCAAUAAUCCGAUGUCCAAGAGGGAAUGCUGCCGAAAUGGUAGCCGUGAAACUUGACAAGAAACUGAGAGAGAAUCUGCGAGACGCUCGUAACAGCCUGUUCACCGGAGACACCAUGGGCACUGGCCAGUUCAGUUUUCAGAGGCCACUGUUUGUUCUUGCCGAUCGUAACGUGGAUCUAGCGACUCCUCUCCACCACACAUGGACGUAUCAGGCUCUUAUUCAUGAUGUGCUGGACUUCCACCUGAACCGGGUCAGUGUGGAUGAGUCUCAAGGGUCAGAGGCCAGCCCAGCUGGAGCACGACCAAAAAAGAAAAACAAGAAGAGCUAUGAUCUGACUGGUGCUGACAAAUUUUGGCAAAAACACAAAGGAAGUCCAUUUCCUGAGGUUGCAGAAGCCGUACAGGAGGAACUAGAUACAUAUCGAGCCCAAGAGGAUGAGGUUAAACGCCUUAAGAGUAUCAUGGGCUUAGAAGGGGAAGAUGACGGAGCCAUUAGUAUGUUGUCAGAUAACACUGCCAAACUUACCUCAGCCGUCAGUUCUCUUCCUGAGCUCCUGGAAAAGAAGAGACUGAUUGACCUCCACACCAACGUUGCCACAGCAGUUUUGGACCACAUCAAGAGCCGUAAGCUUGAUGUGUACUUCGAGUAUGAGGAGAAACUCAUGAGCAAAUCCACACUCGAUAAAUCCCUGCUGGACAUUAUCAGUGAUCCUGAUGCUGGAACAGCAGAAGAUAAGAUGAGGCUGUUUCUGAUCUACUACAUCACUUCCCAGCAGCCCCCAUCUGAGGCUGAUCUUGAACAGUACAAGAAAGCCUUGGUUGAUGCAACCUGCGACUUAUCCUCACUUAACUACAUUAAGCAGUGGAAAGCUUUCACCAAGAUGGCUGCAACACCAGCCAAUUACGGGAGCAGUGGAGUGAAACCAAUGGGACUGUUCUCGAGGGUGAUGAACACUGGCUCCCAAUUUGUGAUGGAGGGGGUGAAAAAUCUGGUCCUGAAGCAGCAUAACUUGCCGGUUACUCGCAUCUUGGACAACUUGAUGGAAAUGAAGUCAAACCCGUGUGCACGCAAGAUUCUGUAUUGCCAAGGCUGACUGCUUUACCUCCCACUGCGGAUUAAUGCGUAUGACACUGCAGCGCUAUGGGACACUGAAUUCACCCUGAAUGAGGCACUUUGAGUAUGCUGAGACCUCAAUCCAGGCAAUCUGAGCUGCACGGUUAAUGCGACUGUCUCAGCCAGGGGAACACCUGUGGAGAGAGAGGGAGAGUGUUUCUAGUGAGUGAACCCAAAGCACAAUGUAUUAAGUUUCUAGGGUUGAGGGAUUUGGAAGCAGUCCAUUUGGGCUUUUCACCUUUGUGAGGUGGAACAAAGGUACAAACCCCUCGUGUGAGCAACACUAGGGGACGUCUCUACAGCAGCUGAAGCUAUUUCAUCGAUAAUGGAAUUGUGUUCUGCUACACUCGAGGAUCUCAUUGUCUGCAAAAUGUCUGUAUAUAAAGCAUCAGGUAUUUGAACACACUGGCUGUGGUCAAGUUAUCAUUGGAUAGGCUUGAAGGAAAACUGCUUUGAAAAUUUCUCCCGAUGCUUUGAAAUCAACUAACUGCUGGGACGGUGUGUGGGGAAUGAUUGAUGCUGAUGUUUUCUAAAUGUGGAAUUACCACAGAAGAGAUGAUGUGGCAAAUCUUUGACAGCGCCCUCGUAAUAUGACUUCUAGGACUCUUUUCUAUUUAGACGUCUUGAAUUCUCCCCAAGCACCCUUCCAAGAACUGUCCCAACGUGUUUUAAAUAUAAAGUGCUGUAGUGGAGACAACUAGCUGGCAUAUUAGCUCUUGCAAUCAUUCGUUUGUGUAACAGUGGCCUUUUAGCUUCCCCUUCUCGUUCCUUGAAAUAAAGACCUUAUUUCCUUCUGAAACACCCUCAGGGUCCCUCUGAUCUUCUUGCUCUCAAAAGCUGGGGUGGACAGAUUGCCAUAUCCCGUUACCGCAACUGGAAAUGCUUCCCCUUCGUUGCCCAUAAACUUGAAUUGAACAUAACCGUAUUAUAAUUUUCUCAGCUUCUGGAAUUUCAGCACACUGCACAAUACUGCUGUUGUUGGGGAAGCUGGGCGGCUGAGCGCUACAGAAUCUCCUGCCUCUGCGGGUCGUCAGAUAGUCCUCGCAGAUGGGCCUGUGCGACAGGAUUGCAAUAGUUUGUUCAGCACUCUCUAUUAAUAUUGAGCUUCGCUACCCGACAAGGGUAAACCGAUAGCAGAAAAAUCUGGAGCAUUUCACCAUUUGGAAGUGCAGCGAGGCUCUUCUUUCUGUGAGUUGACGGUAAAGUAUUUCUUCCCAGAAUGAAGUAUGCGCCAGAGCGCCAGGCCUGCCAGGCCGGGCUGACUGAGGUCCCGUGGGGGAAGAGACAGGCUUGGCCCAUCCAAUAUGGAGGAUGAGGAAGUAGGAGGCCAUUGGCCUCCGCCUCAGAGACAGCUCUCCUCAAUUUGUGUCGAGACUCUUCAAAGCAGAGUGAUGAUAAUCUUGCUUUUUUGAGUCAUACUGGAGGACAUUUUACUGUUUGAGGCUUCUUGAACCUUCUCAGACGAAUGGUUCCUGGGAAGCAUUCGAUCUUGAUAAGCGUUUAAUGUAGAUAGAUGAGGUGGUUUUUAGGAGAAGGUGAUGUGGGGAGGGUGCACUGAGUGUUAUUUCAUCCUCAAUUUACUUACGCGCUCUGUAAUCCCUAAUGUUAUGUGU